AUGGCACCCUCUGCAACCGAGACCACCACUACUACCCGUGGCCCUGCGCCCGUCCAAACUUACCACCUCCACCUGGAUAAGCACAAGGAGAUUGACACCACACAAAUCGACCGUGAUGUCGAGCUAGGAAAGACCGGGGCACCCGGGGCCAAGUAUCCCCAUUACUUGCCAACAUGGAACCCGGAAGACAAGUAUCCUGCUCUGGAGCCUUUCGAGCAUUACGAGCACGGGAAGGAUGCUGAUACAUCUUACCGCAACCUGCUUCCUGAGGGUGCCACGGUCAACCAUCUGACACCAUUCACUGGCUCAGAAGUCCGUGGUGUUCAAUUGAGUUCCCUUUCCGACGCAGGAAAAGACGAACUCACUCGAUUCGUCGCUGAGCGCAAGGUUGUUGCCUUCCGCGGCCAAGACUUUGCCGAUCUAUCCAUCAAAGAUGCUCUUGAGUUCGGUGGUUACUUUGGCCGUCAUCACAUUCACCCAACCUCUGGUGCACCGGAAGGACACCCUGAAGUCCACCUUGUCCAUCGUGGAGCCAACGACCAAAACUUCAAAGCCUUCUUCGAGGCCCGCACAAGCUCCGUUGCCUGGCACGCUGACAUCACAUAUGAGAAGCAGCCACCUGGCACAACGUUCCUCUAUUUGCUCGACGGACCAGAUGUCGGUGGUGACACUGUUUUUGCCGAUACUGCGCUGGCAUACCGGCGCUUGAGCCCCCUCUUCCAGCAACGUCUUCACGGGCUCAAGGCAACUCACUCUGGUAUUGAGCAAGUGAAUGCCUCUGUUGCAAAGGGUAGCAUCAAGAGACGCGAGCCCGUUGUCAGCGAACAUCCCGUUAUUCGGACUCAUCCUGCUACCGGCGAAAAGGCAAUCUUUGUGAAUGAGCAAUUCACUCGUGAUAUCGUUGGCUUGAAGCGAGAAGAGUCUGAUGCUCUACUCAAGUUUCUGUACGACCACAUCGCUCGAAGCAUUGACUUGCACGUACGCGUCAAGUGGGAGGCGGACACAGUUGUGAUCUGGGAUAACCGAGUCACUCAGCAUACUGCAUUGGUGGACUGGGAGAAUGGCGAGCGAAGGCACUUGGCCAGGAUCACCCCUCAGGCUGAAGUGCCAUAUGAAACUCCUUUUGAAUCCUAG
Messenger RNA from Clonostachys rhizophaga, 1134 nucleotides. The record is from the annotation of a GenBank genome assembly. NCBI's taxonomy places the organism in Eukaryota, Fungi, Ascomycota, Sordariomycetes, Hypocreales, Bionectriaceae.